Messenger RNA from Epinephelus moara (kelp grouper), 3553 nucleotides. RefSeq names its product zinc finger CCCH domain-containing protein 13-like. The record is from RefSeq and is a predicted model, not a curated record. The coding region runs from base 549 to 2012 and encodes 487 amino acids. NCBI's taxonomy places the organism in Eukaryota, Metazoa, Chordata, Actinopteri, Perciformes, Serranidae. The transcript is spliced from 2 exons.
GUAGUCUCUGCCGCUGGUUGUAGUUUAUAAACUGAUGAAUCUCAUUAAGAUCUGAUAAUCAAUAAACAUCAGACUCACUUUGACAGGUACAGACACAGAGACGGGUACAGUCACAAGGCGGGUACAGUCACAGAGACGGGUACAGACACAGAUACAGGUACAGACACAGAGACGGGUACAGUCACAGAGACGGGUACAGUCACAGAGACGGGUACAGACACAGAUACAGGUACAGACACAGAGACAGGUAUAGACACAAGGCGGGUACAGUCACAGAGACGGGUACAGACACAGAGACGGGUGCAGUCACAGACACAGAGACAGGUACAGAGACAGGUACAGAUACAGGAACAGAUACAGACACAGAGACAGGUACAGACACAGACAGGUACAGACACAGAGACAUGAACAGAUACAGGAACAGAUACAGACACAGAGACAGGUGCAGAGACAGACAGGUACAGAUAAACAGACAGGUACAGACACAGAGACGGGUAUAGUCAUAGAGACGGGUACAGACACAGAGACGGGUAAAGUCACAGAGACAGAUGCAGUCACAGAGACAGGUACAGACACAGAUACAGAUACAGACACAGACACUGGUACAGUCACAGAGACAGGUACAGACACAGAGACAGGUACAAACACAGAGACAGGUGCAGUCACAGAGACAGGUACAGUCAAUGAGACAGGUACAGACACAGAGACGGGUACAGUCACAGAGACAGGUACAGACACAGAGACGGGUACAGACACAGAGAUGGGUACAGUCACAGAGACGGGUACAGACACAUGCAGGUACAGUCACAGAGACGGGUACAGAGACAGGGACAGUCACAGAGACAGAUACAGUCACAGAGACAGGUACAGACACAGAGACAGGUACACACACAGACACAGAGACAGGUACAAUCACAGAGACGGGUACAGACACAGAGACAGGUACAGAGACAGGUGCAGACAUUGUCACAGAGACAGGUACAGACACAGACAGGUACAGUAACAGAGACAUGUACAGUCACAGAGACAGGUACAGACACAUAGAAAGGUACAGUCACAGAGACAGGUACAGAGACAGGUACAGACACAAAGACAGGUACAGACACAGAGACAGGUACAGACACAGAGACGGGUACAGUCACAGACACAGGUACAGUCACAGAGACAGGUACAGAGACAGGUACAGACACAAAGACAGAUACAGACACAAAGACAGGUACAGACACAGAGACAGGGACAGACACAGAGACAGGUACAGUCACAGAGACGGGUACAGACACAGAGACAGGGACAGACACAGAGACAGGUACAGUCACAGAGACAGAUACAGUCACAGAGACGGGAAGAGACACAGAGACAGGUACAGACACAGAGACAGGUACAGUCACAGAGACAGGUACAGACACAGAGAUGGGAAGAGACACAGAGACAGGUACAGUCACAGAGACGGGAAGAGACACAGAGACAGGUACAGACACACAGACGGGUACAGUCAGAGACGGGUACAGUCAGAGACACGUACAGUCACAGACAGGUACAGACACAGAGACAGGUACAGACACAGAGACGGGUACAGACACAGAGACGGGUACAGUCAGAGACAGGUACAGUCACAGACAGGUACAGAGACAGGUACAGACACAGAGACGGGUACAGACACAGAGACGGGUACAGUCACAGAGACGGGUACAGUCACAGAGACAGGUACAGACACAGAGACGAGUACAGUCACAGAGACAGAUACAGACACAGAGACGAGUACAGUCACAGAGACAGGUACAGACACAGAGACGAGUACAGUCACAGAGACAGGUACAGUCACAGAGACGGGUACAGACACAGACAGGUACAGUCACAGACACAGGAAGAGACACAGAGACAGGUACAGACACAGAGACAGGUACAGACACAGAGACGGGUACAGACACAGAGACGGGUACAGACACAAAGACGGGUACAGACACAGAGACGGGUACAGUCACAGAGACAGGUACAGUCACAGAGACAGGUAAAGACACAGACAGGUACAGUAACAGAGACAGGUACAGUCACAGAGAUAGGUACAGACAUUGUCACAGAGACAGGUACAGUCACAGACACAGAGACAGGUACAGUCACAGAGACAGGUACAGUAACAGAGACAGGUACAGUCACAGAGAUAGGUACAGACAUUGUCACAGAGACAGGUACAGUCACAGACACAGAGACAGGUACAGACACAGAGAGUGGUACAGACACAGAGACAGGUACAUUGUCACAGGGACAGGUACAGACACAGAGACAGGUACAUUGUCACAGAGACAGGUACAGACACAGAGACAGGUACAUUGUCACAGAGACAGGUACAGACACAGAGACAGGUACAGGCACAGAGACAGGUACACACACAGACACAGAGACAGGUACAAUCACAGAGACGGGUACAGACACACAGACAGACACAGAGACAGGUGCAGACAUUGUCACAGAGACAGGUACAGACACAGACAAGUACAGUAACAGAGACAUGUACAGUCACAGAGACAGGUACAGUCACAGAGACAGGUACAGACACAAAGACAGGUACAGACACAAAGACAGGUACAGACACAGAGACAGGGACAGACACAGAGACAGAUACAGUCACAGAGACGGGAAGAGACACACAGACAGGUACAGUCACAGAGACGGGUACAGUCACAGAGACGGGUACAGACACAGAGACAGAUACAGACACACAGACGGGUACAGUCACAGACACACAGACGGGUACAGUCACAGACACAGAGACAGGUACAAUCACAGGGACGGGUACAGACACACAGACAGACACAGAGACAGGUGCAGACAUUGUCACAGAGACAGGUACAGACACAGACAGGUACAGUAACAGAGACAUGUACAGUCACAGAGACAGGUACAGUCACAGAGACAGGUACAGUCACAGAGACAGGUACAGAGAAAGGUACAGACACAAAGACAGGUACAGACACAGAGACAGGUACAGACACAGAGACAGGUACAGUCACAGAGACAGGUACAGAGACAGGUACAGACACAAAGACAGGUACAGACACAGAGACAGGGACAGACACAGAGACAGGUACAGUCACAGAGACGGGUACAGACACAGACGGGUACAGACACAGAGACAGGGACAGACACAGAGACGGGUACAGACACAGAGACGGGAAGAGACACACAGACAGGUACAGACACAGAGACAGGUACAGACACAGACAGGUACAGUCACAGAGACAGGUACAGACACAGAGACAGGUACAGACACAAAGACAGGUACAGACACAGAGACAGGGACAGACACAGAGACAGGUACAGACACAGAGACAGGUACAGUCACAGAGACAGGUACAGUCACAGAGACGGGUACAGACACAGAGACAGGGACAGACACAGAGACAGAUACAGUCACAGAGACGGGAAGAGACACACAGACAGGUACAGUCACAGAGACGGGUACAGUCACAGAGACGGGUACAGACACAGAGACAGAUACAGACACACAGACGGGUACAGUCACAGACACACAGACGGGUACAGUCACAGACACAGA